AUGGCAGACACCGGGGCUAAACGUGAAGCUGACGGUGCUGGGACUGAUGAAUUAUCUCAGAGAGUCAAGAGGGCGAAAGCUGACAGUGAGAAUGGAGGAGAAGCUGGAAAUGAACCUGAAUCUGAGAAUAUUCUGUCUGCGUUUAAAACAUCCAGCGUCCUGAGUGAUUCUGCGCGGGAAAAAAACAUCUUCAUCCAUGGAAAGCUGGCAGAUCAAGAGGCUGUGGUGAUCCUGGAGAAGACGCCCAUCAGAGAGGACGCCCUGGCUGAGCUCUUCAGCGGCUCCAGGCUGCAGCUGGAGAUGAGAAACGACAUCUACAGCACGUAUCGGUUACAGCCUCCCCCUCAACUCAGUGAGAUCAAGACCACAGUCGUGUGUCCAGCAACCGAGAAACACGUAAAGAAAUACCAGCGUCAGGAGAGUUUCCUGGUGGAGGAGACGGAGGAGGACUAUCAGUCCAUCACUCUGCCCUACAUCCAGAAACAGAGCUUCAGUGUGCAGUGGGUUUACAACAUCCUGGAGAAGAAGGCAGAGGCUGACAGGAUAGUUUAUGAAGAUCCAGACCCAGAUGUUGGAUUUGUCCUCCUCCCAGAUUUCAAAUGGGACCAGAAACAGGUGGAUGAUUUGUACCUGAUUGCUAUUUCACAUCAGAGAGGCAUCAAAAGUCUGCGAGACCUAACGUCAGAGCAUCUGCCUCUGCUGCAGAACAUCUUCCACAAAGGAAAGGAGGCCAUCCUGCAGCGCUACAAGCUUCCAGCCAGUAAGCUGAGAGUCUACCUGCACUACCAGCCGUCCUACUACCACCUCCACGUCCACUUCACCAAGCUGGGCUACGAGGCGCCGGGCUGCGGCGUGGAGCGGGCCCACCUCCUAGCAGACAUUAUCCAAAACCUCCGGUCGGACCCCUGCUACUACAAAACCAGGACCCUGUACUUCCCCCUGAGGGCAGAUGACGGACUGCUUGGCAAGUUCAAGGAGGCGGGGCGGCUGUAACGUACCGUCUCAUGUAGAUUCCAAAACUGUUUCUUAGUGUCAGACCACGUCCAAUCAUCUUUUUUGUGUGUGUGUGUGUUUUUUUUAUAGGUUUGGUUAACAAACAUCUGUUUUCCCCAUUAACAGGACCAAGCUAGCCAUUUAGCUCUAUCAGUACAGGGUUCCCAUGGUCAUGGAAAAACCUGGAAAUGUUGUGGAAUUACACAAUCCUGUUUCUCCACUUCAGACGCCUUUCAAAAGCUCUUCAUCCUUUUAAAUCCGAGCAAAAUUGGUUUAAUUUAUUUCAAAAACAUGGGGGAAAAGGAAAAUGGUCAACUGGGAAAAAAAUGUCCCACAAAUCGCAAGAUGUAAUUAAACAGUGACAAGAAAGUUACCUUAAAAUCAGUUUAAAAAAAGGGGGGCUGAUUAUUAGAGAAUUUUUCCAAGAAAUAGGAAAAUUUGUCCUGAAAGUCAUAUUUAUAAUUCUAAUGAUUUUGUAUGUAAAAUUAUUUUAUAGUGAAAAUAAAUAAAAAUAUAAAAUAAAUAAAUUUUUCAGCAUUUUA
This is a messenger RNA of Plectropomus leopardus (leopard coralgrouper), 1535 nucleotides long. RefSeq names its product decapping enzyme, scavenger (gene dcps). Gene Ontology annotation, biological process: deadenylation-dependent decapping of nuclear-transcribed mRNA. Gene Ontology annotation, molecular function: RNA 7-methylguanosine cap binding; hydrolase activity. Lineage: Eukaryota; Metazoa; Chordata; Actinopteri; Perciformes; Serranidae. Gene Ontology annotation, cellular component: nucleus; P-body. The record is from RefSeq and is a predicted model, not a curated record.